UUAAGCCGUCAUCAGCCCUCUCGAGACCCAUCCAAGAUGCUGAAACACGUGCAGAUCUCGCCGAUGCGCAGCCGAGCGGAUUCGCUCUCGAUGCGUUCGUCCACGUCCUGCGCGUCGUCCUUGUGCGGUAGCCCGGAACCACCCGGUGACCAGCUGCGCAGCCACUCGCGAGCCUCCAGCUACUCGAGUCUCAACGAGACCAUCCCCCAGACGACAAUCAAAAUCUACACGGCAUGCCUGCGUCAGGACAUCGAGUACAAAACGCUCGGCAUCUCGUACGACGCCACGAGCAAGAGCGUCGUGCAGCAGGUCCUUCGAAGAUGCAAGAUGCGCCAUCGGGACCCACGAUUGUUCUACCUCACAAUGGAGGUCACCGUACGUCGACCAGGCGUUAAAUCGGUGCUGGAACUGGACGAUGAAGCGCGACCUGCGCUUCUACAAGCAUGCCACCCGAAAGGUGACUCCAGGUUCUGUCUGCAGCAGAAACCCGGUGGUCUGAUACGGGUCCACACGUCAGCCCUCCAACCCAACUCCCAGUACAAAUCGUUGCUCAUCUCAGAAGAGACGACCUCUGACGAACUGUUGUCGCUGCUUCUCUCCUGCUACAACUCCAUCGAACCCGUCGAGCAAUUCUCGCUGUAUGAGGUGUGUCCGGGUCAGGAAUACCAACGCAAGCUCCAUCCGGAUGAUCUCCCACUCAAGACGCAGCUCCAGCGUCAGCAGAAAGGUGAACUGAUGCACUUUCUGGUGCGUCGUAAUCCGAACUAUCCCCGACGUCGGCAGUUGCUUGCAACCAUCGCCGAAUCGAAACACUUUAUCCUGAACGCUUCGCUCGAUUCGAGUGCUCCUGGUGUCCCGGUGGCAGGUGUUCAAUUGCACCAUCAUCACCAUCAUCACCAUCAUCACCGAUUGUCGCUGCAUUCGGGAAGCUUUUCGCUUGGAGCGUCACCAGCCACACCGACCAACACCUUCAUCUCGGACAUCGUGGAUGGGUUGAGCUCACUGAACGACCUACCGGUGGCUGAAGCGAAGAGUCUGCGAUUGACAGAACGUGCCUCGUUGGACGAUUCGAUCACCUCGAGUGACUCCGCUGAAUCAUCGUCCUCAUCAUCGUCCUCGUCGUCUUCCUGCUCGUUUUCCUCGCUCUCGUCGGAUUCUUCCUUCGAGGAGCCAGACGCGAAGUCCCUCGGCUCGGACGAAGUCGAUGGCGUACCACUUUUGACUCUACGUCAUCAGGUUACGGCCGCACCAGCACCACCACCGGAAGUGAAGUGCAAAAACAGUGCCCAACAUCAGCAACCUCCACCUCGGCCAGCUAAAUCCUCCAGCAUGUUGGCAGCUCUUGGGAGACCCUCGUUGUUGCCAGCUUCAACGUUGGCCGCACCCUCGUACAAUCCGGUGUACAACAUCCGUGAGAUUCGCUCCGUCAGCCAGUCCUUUUCUGCGCUUCGGCUUGACCAGAAGCUAGCCGAUGUACGAGGCACGCUUGUCGGGAAACGCACAUCACUCGCGGAACCACCCGAGAGUGGCCAACGCACUGGCAACCUCAUGAAGGAGAUGGUCAACACCGAUCCGUCGAAGGGUGUUGGUAACUUUGUCUACAUUUAG
Molecule: messenger RNA, 1608 nt
Organism: Anopheles nili
Lineage: Eukaryota; Metazoa; Arthropoda; Insecta; Diptera; Culicidae
Gene: rau
Exons: 5
Coding region: 37-1608 (523 amino acids)
Biological process (GO): positive regulation of fibroblast growth factor receptor signaling pathway; signal transduction; positive regulation of epidermal growth factor receptor signaling pathway
Source: RefSeq, a predicted model, not a curated record